CUCUUUUUAUUCAUUGCCCCGCGGAUUCCUUAUUUUUUUUUCUAAUGGUUUAUCCUUCUGGCAACUCCGUCUUACCAACCCAUUCACAACAACAACAACCCUCCUCAUCAGUACACCUACGGACUUCCUCUUCCGAUUCUUCCUAUACUUUCUCGACUUCCUCAACUGCCCAAUCACAUCGCUGGACCAUGCCGUCUCCGUAUAUACCCUCAAAUCCGUCGACCACCAUGCAACCCAAUCAAGCCAUCUACGUUAGUAAUCACCCUAAUCAUUCGCCUCAUCUUGUGUCCCCGUCUCCGUCUCCGUCUCCAUUUUCAUCAUUAUCUCCGUCCAACCCACAAACGUCGCCGGUCAUGGUGUUGAACAACAACAACGAUUCUCGAAAACAAACUUUGGCUCCUCCCCCUCCUCCUGCGGCGGGCGCCCCACCAGGGGCUGCCGCACCGACCGUGGGCGAGAAUGGUCAACCUAUCAAAAUUCGAAAAAAGCCAGGCCGUAAACCGAAUCCAGCGUCCCCAGCGUUACGUAAAGCACAGAACCGAGCUGCUCAACGGGCUUUUCGAGAACGCAAGGAACGUCAUUUGAAAGACCUGGAGAGCACGAUCAAAGUCCUUCGAGAACAGCGAACAAGCGCGGUCCGAGAUGCCAACGUUGCCAAGGGAAAAUUGGAUGCCCUACGUGCUGAGAAUUGGUACCUGAAAGGCGUUGUUCUGACACUUCAAUUUGUGUGCAUGCAUCACCAUAUCCAUAUUCCGACCCACUCGCCGUAUUUAAGCGAGGAAGCCCUCAGUGAAAUGGCACAAACGGCGCCACAUGCCAUUGAAGCGUACGUAAAUGCAUAUACUCGGAACAAUAUCAAUUUAAAACCGACCAUGGCCGCUCAUUUUGCCAAUGUACGAUCACCCGAGGUCGAUUACGAGGAAGAGGAGUAUCAACGCAGAGAGCGAGAAAGGAGUAACACCAGUCUAGAAAGUCAGCCAGAGUCUGGACUUUAUGGGGGAGAAGAAACCAUUGACCCGAAUGCACUUCACUUUUCAUCCCCGGCGUCAUCGGCCUUCCAGCGCGAUCGAAUGGGUUCGUCCAGUGAACCAUCAUCCAUGGCAUUUGGAGAGGAGGAUUUGCUGUCUCGGUCGUACAAGGAUGUGGACCUCAAGCUACCGAGUCGAUCGCCUUCGGCGGAGUCUGGAGAUCCGUGGUCGGGUGAAGCAACCAUCAAGCAGGAACCAAUGGAAGAGCAUCAAACGAUGGCCCAGUUGUUACACAAAGAGGGCCAGCCAGUGGAUGACAGCAAACCGAUGGCUUCCAGUCUAAGUGCCAUUCAGCGUAUCCGAUUGCAGCUGCGAGUUCAGUCGACGUUGACGAAUGUCGGUAAUUCGGCAGUACGACUUCAACCUACAAUUUUACAGUUGGCGAUUCCUCACGAUCCUCGCAUUGAUUUGAUUCCCACCCCUCACAUGCGCGAUCGAAUGAUUAUCUUUCGCGAUCAAAUGGACUAUGACCGUUGCUUUGCCAUGCUUUUGAAUGGUGCCGUUUACCACGGUGGCGAUCCUACAAUGAGUGCCAGUUGGGAAUUGCCAGCGGAAUUCUUUAGUGAAUUCUGGUAUCUUGCUACCAAUUACGAUGUCAACAGAACCAACAAGUGGCGCCGCCUAAAGGGUCUUCCCGAAAUCUCAGUGGGACCGAAACAAGAGGAACAACAGCAACAGCAACAGCAUCAACCACAUCAGCAACAAUCUAUGCCUCAGCAACCACCUAUGCAGGAUCCAGCAUCUCAGCAGACGCACUAUCCGGCCUCGUAUAUGGGCCAGGGUUCGAAUCCAUUCCAAUCUUCCGCAUGGGCGAAUGAUAUACUUAGUUCGAUGGGUUGCGGAAUGCCUACGCUGCAACCAUUAAGUCACCAGCAAGGAUUUGAUUUCUCUCCGCCGGGCGAUGUGAUGAUGGAUCUUGGAACGGAACCAACGCAUUUAUUGUAUGAACAAUUUAUGGGUCCAUCAUCGCAUGAUCGUCAUUCAACGCAAUCACCGAAUAUUGACGUAAUGAUGGACCUUAUGACUUCUCUAUCCACGGAUAUGACAUGAUAAUCUCUAGCAGCUUCUUAUGUAUCGUCUUAUAUCAUUCAUGUUCUAUGCCCUCUUUAAUUAUUUCUCUCCCUUAUUGCUGUUCUUUUCGUUUUUACCCAUCGUAUCUUUGCGCUGCUUCAUGUAUGUAUGAAAAACUCCAUUGUAAAUAUCAAAAAGGUCACCUGGAUCAAGUCGCU
Molecule: messenger RNA, 2257 nt
Organism: Radiomyces spectabilis
Lineage: Eukaryota; Fungi; Mucoromycota; Mucoromycetes; Mucorales; Radiomycetaceae
Exons: 2
Coding region: 45-2078 (677 amino acids)
Biological process (GO): regulation of DNA-templated transcription
Molecular function (GO): DNA-binding transcription factor activity
Source: RefSeq, a predicted model, not a curated record